GGUGGCGGGGCCGCCUGGUGCGCUUUCCGGACCAGUCCUUCUCGCCCAGACGCCAAUUCCAUCUCCUGCGGCGCGGGCUUUCGUCAGAGUGGCCAUCCCAGCUCUCCCUUGCCUUUCUCCGGCCCCCGUUAAACCGCGUCCUGGGUUCCUGCAAUGAGGGACGGCUGCCUGAGAGCAGAAUAGGCUUGGGCCUGGCCGGGAGACGCGGGAGCGGAGUUGCCGGUUGGGAGAGGCGAACUCCCGCCUUCCCUUGCCGUUUACCCCUCCACCCCAGGCUUCCAGGUGGGGAACCUGAGGCCAGGUGUCAUUUUCGUCCUGCUCCAGUAACGUAGCAGCAGAUCCUGGUGCUCCGUCCAACCCCAUCAUCUCAUCCGAGGCUGGACAGGCAUCGGGUCAAGCCCCCAUUAAGGGCACAAGAUCCGGGCCAAAACGAAGAGGAGAUUCUCAUUGUCUUUUUAGGGUUUAAGUUUUUGAAAUUGAAGUAGGUCUACAUAUUAAGAACUCAUGUCUUUUCUUCGGUGGGUCUCGGAAAAGUUCAUUGUUGAGGGCUUAAGAGAUUUGGAACUAUUUGGAGAGCAGCCUCCGGGUGACACUCGGAGAAAAUUGAAUGCACAUCUGAAGAAAGAGGGUCUAACCCAGGCAUGGUGGUGCAUGCCUGUAAUCCAGCAACUCAGAAGGCUGAGGCAGAAGGAUCACAAGUUUGAGACCAAUGAAGCAAGCUCAGAGUCGAUAGCAUCCUUUUCUAAACAAGAGAUCAUGAGUAGCUUCCUGCCAGAGGGAGGAUGCUAUGAGCUGCUUACCACUAUAGGCAAAGGAUUUGAGGACCUGAUGAUAGUGAAUCUAGCAAGAUACAAACCAACAGGAGAAUAUGUGACCGUACGAAGGAUUAACCUAGAAGCUUGUUCCAAUGAGAUGGUGACGUUUUUGCAGGGGGAACUUCAUGUCUCUAAACUCUUCAACCAUCCCAAUAUCGUGCCAUAUCGAGCCACCUUUAUUGCAGACAAUGAGCUGUGGGUUGUUACAGCAUUCAUGGCAUAUGGUUCUGCAAAGGAUCUUAUUGGCACACACUUCAUGGAUGGCAUGAAUGAACUGGCGAUUGCUUAUAUCCUGCAGGGGGUGCUAAAGGCCCUGGACUACAUCCACCAUAUGGGCUAUGUGCACAGGAGUGUUAAAGCUAGCCACAUUCUGAUCUCUGUGGACGGGAAAGUCUACCUUUCUGGUUUACGCAGCAACCUCAGCAUGAUCAGCCAUGGGCAGCGGCAACGUGUGGUCCAUGAUUUUCCUAAGUACAGUAUCAAGGUCCUCCCUUGGCUCAGCCCUGAAGUCCUUCAGCAGAAUCUUCAGGGUUAUGAUGCCAAGUCUGACAUAUACAGCGUGGGAAUCACUGCCUGUGAACUAGCCAAUGGCCAUGUCCCCUUUAAGGAUAUGCCUGCCACUCAGAUGCUGCUGGAGAAGCUGAAUGGCACAGUACCCUGCCUGUUGGACACCAGCACCAUCCCUGCUGAGGAACUGACCAUGAGCCCUUCACGCUCUUUGGCCAACCCUGGCCUGAGUGAGAGUCUGACCACCAGCAACCCCCGGCCUUCCAAUGGUGACUCACCUUCCCAUCCCUACCAUCGAACCUUCUCCCCCCACUUUCACCAUUUUGUGGAGCAGUGCCUUCAGCGCAACCCAGAUGAAAGGCCAAGUGCCAGUGCCCUCCUGAGCCACUCCUUCUUCAAGCAGAUCAAGCGACGUGCUUCAGAGGCUUUGCCUGAGUUACUUCGUCCUGUCACCCCCAUCACCAAUUUUGAGGGCAGCCAGUCUCAAGAUCACAGUGGAAUCUUUGGCCUGGUGACAAACCUGGAAGAGCUGGAGGUGGACGACUGGGAAUUCUGAGCCUCUGCAGACUAUGCAUGUUCUCCAGCCUAGGGCAUGCAAGACCCAGGGGCCCUUUUUGAGGGCUGGCACAUUCUUACUCUCCUGGGUGCAGACUGGGUAGAAAGGACCUUUUGUCAGCAGAGCAGGCUGUGAUUGGAAGAGCAUCCAGGAGAGAUUUCUGCACUGCGUUUGAAACAAGGGAAUCCCAGGCACCAGGGGUUGGGAAGGGUCAGAAUGCUGACAUGUCCUGUCCUGCGAACUCAGGCAACCUUCUCAAAAGGAAGAGAUGCUGCCCUGGCCUUGAGGCUGAAGUCGAAGCCCAGGGUUUGACUCCUCAACCCAGGGAACUGUCACCUCCUCUUCCCAUCACUUGCUCUUUUGCCAGCCUGAUUGUAUUCUUUUCCUCUGCUUGCAGAUCCUAUUGGUCCAUGAAAGGGCAAGUCAUUGGCAGUUUGCUUCCCUUGCUCUGAAGCCUCUCCCUAAUAAACAAAGGGAAGGAUCUGUCUUUUUAAGCACCAGGUUAAUAAAGCUGGGGCAGUCCAUCCUUAUCCCCCUUAUCUCUUGGACCUUGACACCUAAACCUUCCCAUAAUUCAUCUGUGCAGCUCUUUCCUUUCCCAAGAAUUUGCCAGCUGCCUUGGUGCUUCUUCCAAGGGCCAUGAUGUCUUGCCUCACCUGAAGGCUUAAAUCCUUAUGCUGUGUUAGUUUCAUUGUCAGAACAUAUUAAAAUUUUCAGAGAACCUGUUAGA
This is a messenger RNA of Sciurus carolinensis (gray squirrel), 2608 nucleotides long. RefSeq names its product STE20 related adaptor alpha (gene Strada). Gene Ontology annotation, biological process: protein phosphorylation. The transcript has 14 exons. The coding region runs from base 505 to 1878 and encodes 457 amino acids. Lineage: Eukaryota; Metazoa; Chordata; Mammalia; Rodentia; Sciuridae. The record is from RefSeq and is a predicted model, not a curated record. Gene Ontology annotation, molecular function: protein serine/threonine kinase activator activity; protein kinase activity; ATP binding.